AUACUAAUUCAACUCACCCAACAGAACCCAACGCGUUUCUACACACAGUUUCACACCAUCUUCACUCGUACUGUACGAUUUAUAUAUCAACAAAAUCAAUCGAAGGUCUUCUUAUUCUUGCCACUCUCUCUCUCUCUCUCUCCUCUCUCUCUCUCUAAAGAACCCUAGCGACAAGAUUCAAGAUUUGAAAACACAGUACGAUGAUUCAUCAUCGGAUCAGACAAUCAUUCAUCUGGGCUUUAACACUCGCUCUUCUUCUCUCCGCCACUCACUCCAUCCGAAUAUUCCCACAAGAUUCUACAAACACAGAAUACACAGAAGCUCCAAUCUACAACAAUGGCAACCAAUGCCAGAAUCCGUCGCUAAUAAUACACAUAGCAAUGACCCUCGAUUCCAAAUACCUACGUGGAUCAAUCGCAUCCGUCCAUUCUAUCUUAAAGCACGCAUCUUGCCCGCAAAGCAUCCACUUCCAUUUCAUCACAGCCACUUCCGCCGCCUUCGAUCUCAACAACGUUGUCGAAUCCGUGUUCCCGAAUCUGUCUUUCGAGAUUCACCCGUUCGCAAACGAGGAGAAGAUCAAGCAGCUGAUAUCCCACUCUAUUCGCCCGGCUUUAGAAGAGCCGUUGAACUACGCAAGAAUAUACCUUUCGGAGAUUCUUGAUUCGUCCGUCGCCCGCGUCGUUUAUAUCGACUCCGAUACUAUAGUAGUGGACGAUAUCCGAAACUUGUGGUCGACUGCUUUAACGGGUUCUAGAGUAAUCGGAGCUCCAGAAUACUGCAAUGCGAACUUCACAACGUACUUCAAUAACGGAUUCUGGGCCGACCCGGUUCUCUCGAGCGUGUUCGCAGGGAAGAGGCCUUGUUAUUUCAAUACGGGUGUGAUGGUGAUCGAUCUGGAGAGAUGGAGGAAAGGAGACUAUACGAAGAGAAUCGAAGGGUGGAUGGAGAUUCAAAAGCAGAGGAGGAUAUACGAGUUGGGUUCUUUGCCGCCAUUUAUGCUGGUUUUCGGUGGAGAUAUUGAAGGGAUUGAUCAUAGGUGGAAUCAACACGGGCUUGGUGGUGAUAAUUUGGUUAAUAGUUGCCGGAGCUUGCAUCCGGGUCGGGUCAGUUUGCUCCAUUGGAGUGGGAAGGGGAAACCGUGGGUUAGGCUCGACCGGGGCAGCCCUUGCCCUGUCGAUCUUUUAUGGGCACCUUACGAUUUACGAAGAACGAAUAUGUGAACCUGGGGUUCGAUUUUUUUCUGCUACAUCAUUCUUUUUUUUUAGAAAAAAAUAUUCUUUUGUAAAUGAAAAUAGGGAGAGAUAUAGGGUCGAGAAAUGAGAUUGUAUGUAAUGUUACCAACAUCAGCUACUCGUAGCACGGAGGAUUUUCAUUUCUCGAAAUCCCCUGUACGAGGCAUUCUUUUUGGAAUUCAAUUGAAUUUAAAUCUGAAUUUUUCGAGUUAGAUAUGCAUA
Erythranthe guttata (spotted monkey flower) is the source of this 1454-nucleotide messenger RNA. RefSeq names its product putative galacturonosyltransferase-like 10. Gene Ontology annotation, molecular function: glycosyltransferase activity. Gene Ontology annotation, cellular component: Golgi apparatus. NCBI's taxonomy places the organism in Eukaryota, Viridiplantae, Streptophyta, Magnoliopsida, Lamiales, Phrymaceae. The record is from RefSeq and is a predicted model, not a curated record.